CUCUCUUCCUGGCUUGGUAGUUGCUAGGUAACAGUAAACUAAGGCCCCGCGACCUGCAUUAGUGAAGGAUACUGAUUAAGAAAGUGCAGGGACUUAAAUCUUAGCGAGGCACCAUGGAGAUUGUCUACGUUUACAUGAAAAAACGCAGUGAAUUUGGACGUCAGUGCAACUUUACAGAUCGCCCAGCAGAGCUGCAUAUAGAUAUUCUUCCUGACCCCAUCCAAGCAUUAAACUUUAUAGAAAGAAACCCAUGUGAUACAGCCAUCCAAUGUUCCCAUGAUAUGUCUGAACAUGAGGUUAACACCGAAAGGUUUGAGAUGGAAACUCAUGGAAUAAACCACACAGAAGGCGGGUGGCCGAAAGAUAUAAACCCUCAGGAAAUGGAACAGACGAUCCGAUAUCGAAAGAAAGUAGAGAAGGAUGAGAACUAUGUCAAUACCAUCCUGCAGCUGGGGAGUGUAAUGGAGCACUGCAUCAAGCAGAACAAUGCCGUUGAUAUCUAUGAAGAGUAUUUUGAGGAAGAAGAGGAACUUGCAGGAACCGAUGAGGCUCCCUCAGCAAAGACCAUUAAUGUCUUUAGAGAUCCUAAUGAAAUCAAGCGCACAGCCACACACCUAUCAUGGCAUCCAGAUGGCAGCAAGAAGCUCGCUGUAGCUUACUCAUCCUUGGAGUUUCAGAGAGCAUCCAAAGAUAUGAGUUUUGACUCAUAUAUCUGGGAUAUUGAAAACCCAAACAAACCAGAACUAACAUUGAAGCCGGUCUCUCCCCUAGUCAGCUUAGAAUACAACCCUAAGGAUUCACAUAUUUUGGUUGGCGGGUGCUACAAUGGGCAGAUCACAUAUUGGGACACUCGUAAAGGAGGACAACCUGUGGAGAUGUCAGUUAUUGAACAUAGUCACCGCGAUCCUGUCUACAAGGUUAUCUGGCUCCAGUCAAAAACCGGCACAGAAUGUUUCUCUGCUUCCACAGAUGGCCAGGUGAUGUGGUGGGACAUCCGGAAAAUGAGCGAACCCACAGAGAGGUUAAUCCUAGACAUCACCAAGAAAGAAAACUUGGACAUUGCUUUGGGAGCAAUCUCUCUGGAAUAUGAGCCCACCUUGCCAACCAAGUUUAUGGUGGGGACAGAGCAAGGCAUGGUAAUAUCUUGCAACCGCAAGGCCAAAACGCAGGCAGAAAAAAUUGUGUGUACAUACAGCGGGCACCAUGGUCCCAUCUACUCUGUGCAGAGGAAUCCGUUUUUCCCCAAAAACUUCUUAACAGUUGGAGAUUGGACAUCCAGAAUCUGGUCAGAGGACUCCAGGGAAUCAUCCAUUAUGUGGACUAAGUAUCACAUGAGUUACAUUACAGACGCAUCAUGGAGUCCAGUACGGCCAACAGUUUUUCUGACCACCAAAAUGGAUGGAACCCUGGAUGUGUGGGACUUCUUGUUCAAACAGAAUAACCCAGCUUUGAGCCUUAAGGUAUGUGAUGAAGCACUAUACAGCCUCCGUAUGCAGGAUAAUGGUCGCUUCUUGGCCUGCGGUUCUAAGUUGGGAGUCACCACAUUGCUAGAGCUAUCAUCUGGGUUAUGUACUUUACAGAGAAAUGAGAAGAACCUUGCCACAGCAAUGUUUGAAAGGGAGACAAAGCGCGAGAAAAUCCUUGAAGCGCGUCACAGGGAAAUGCGUCUGAAGGAACGUAGCAAAUCUGAGCCAAGUAAAGAAGAUGAGGCCAGGGAGGAAAAAACAGAGGAUAACACAGAAGAGCUAAUAGCAAAGGCAGAAAAAGAGUUCUUUGAAAUAAUUGAGGCAGAGCGCAAACGCAUGGAGCUGGAAGAGAAGAAAGGAGAUGAACAGCAGGCGAAAUAUGUUUCAGAGGAAAAAGACUAAGGCUUGCAGAUGGAGUCUCCUCUGUCCUCCACUCAUUACCUGUAUUAAUGGCACCUGUUUGAACUUGUUAUCAGUAUAAAAGACACCUGUCCACAACCUCAAACAGUCACACUCCAAACUCCACUAUGGUGAAGACCAAAGAGCUGUCAAAGGACACCAGAAACAAAAUUGUAGACCUGCACCAGGCUGGGAAGACUGAAUCUGCAAUAGGCAAGCAGCUUGGUGUGAAGAAAUCAACUGUGGGAGCAAUAAUUAGAAAAUGGAAGACAUACAAGACCACUGAUAAUCUCCCUCGAUCUGGGGCUCCACGCAAGAUCUCACCCCGAGGGGUCAAAAUGAUCACAAGAACGGUGAGCAAACAUACCAGGACCACACAGGGGGACCUAGUGAAUGACCUGCAGAGAGCUGGGACCAACGUAACAAAGGCUACCAUCAGUAACACAGUACGCCGCCAGGGACUCAGAUCUUGCAGUGCCAGACAUGUCCCCCUGCUUAAGCCAGUCCAUGUCUGGGUCCGUCUGAAGUAUUCUAGAGAGCAUUUGGAUGAUCCAGAAACGGAUUGGGAGAAUGUCAUAUAGUCAGAUGAAACCAAAGUAGAACUGUUUGGUAGAAACACAACUCGUUGUGUUUGGAGGAGAGAGAAUGCUGAGAUGCAACCAAAGAACACCAUACCUACUGUGAAGCAUGGGGGUGGCAACAUCAUGCUUUGGGGCUGUUUCCCUGCAAAGGGAACAGGACGACUGAUCCGUGUACAUGAAAGAAUGAAUGGGGCCAUGUAUCGUGAGAUUUUGAGUGCAAACCUCCUUCCAUCAGCAAGGGCAUUGAAGAUGAAACGUGGCUGGGUCUUUCAGCAUGACAAUGAUUCCAAACACACCGCACGGGCAAUGAAGGAUUGGCUUCGUAAGAAGCAUUUCAAGGUCCUGGAGUGGCCUAGGCAGUCUCCAGAUCUCAACCCCAUAGAAAACCUUUGAGGGAGUUGAAAGUCCGUGUUGCCUAGUGACAGCCCCAAAACAUCACAGCUCUAGAGGAGAUCUGCAUGCAGGAAUGGGCCAACAUACCAGCAAUAGGGUGUGACAACCUUGUGAAGACUUGCAGAAAACGUUUGACCUCUGUCAUUACCAACAAAGGAUAUAUAACAAAGUAUUGAGAAGAACUUUUUAUUUUUAUUUUAUUAUGAUUUUUAUUGAGGAAGAAAAA
This is a messenger RNA of Bombina bombina (fire-bellied toad), 3065 nucleotides long. RefSeq names its product dynein axonemal intermediate chain 2 (gene DNAI2). The transcript has 14 exons. Bases 114 to 1868 code for a protein of 584 amino acids. Gene Ontology annotation, biological process: cilium movement; outer dynein arm assembly. Gene Ontology annotation, cellular component: outer dynein arm. The record is from RefSeq and is a predicted model, not a curated record. Lineage: Eukaryota; Metazoa; Chordata; Amphibia; Anura; Bombinatoridae. Gene Ontology annotation, molecular function: dynein heavy chain binding; dynein light chain binding.